CCUCCUUCGUGCGAUUGAAGACCAGAAGGGAAAGCAAACUAUCGGAGACCAAAUAACCCCUGAAUUGACCGAGGUCGAGUGCGUUUGUCAACAUGCUUUUGCUGGAUUACCAUAACGUCCUUAUCCACACCCUCCUAACGGAGCGGUUCUCUGGAGCCCCGCCCUCAUCAAUUGAUCAGAUCGUUUCCGACUUCGACGGAGUCACCUUCCACCUAUCUACGCCAGAAUCCAAAACUAAGAUCCUCAUCUCCCUCAAUGUGAAAUGCUUCCGAGAGCUCGUCCAAUACGGGGCCCAGCAGGUGCUAGAGAGGGAAUACGGCCCCUAUAUCGUUGAUCCCGAACCCGGCUAUGACUUCUCGGUUCUGAUCGAUCUGGAGAACCUGCCGGCGGAGCAGGAGGCGAAGGAUGAUCUCAUCAUGCGUCUGGCCCUGAUGAAGCGAAACGCCAUGGCCGCUCCGUUCGAGAGAGCAUUCGAUGAGUUCGCAAAGCUGUCGGAGGAAGCUUCUAGAUACACCACUGAAUCGGCACCCCAAGGAGUUGAAGAGGGAGGGGAGGUCAUGGCAGUCCACUAUCGAGAGGAAGAGGCGAUUUACAUAAAAGCCAGUCAUGAUCGCGUCACGGUGAUCUUCAGCACGAUCUUCCGGGAGGAGACAGAUCGCAUCUUUGGCAAGGUCUUUUUGCAGGAAUUUGUUGAUGCUAGACGGCGUGUUCUGACGCUGCAAAAUGCGCCUCAAGUACUCUUCCGAAACGACCCUCCCCUGGAGCUGACUGGGGUUCCUGGCCUUCAGAAUGUCAACGACGGCACGACGAGCUAUGUCACCUUUGUGCUUUUCCCUCGUCACUUGGCUCCCCAAAGACGCUAUGAAAACAUCUCCCACAUCCAGAUCUUCCGGGACUACUUCCAUUAUCACAUCAAGGCCUCCAAGGCAUACAUCCACACCAGAAUGCGCAAGAGGACCGCAGACUUCCUCCAAGUUCUCAACCGGGCCCGGCCCGAGAACGAGGAACGAGAGAAGAAGACAGCCAGCGGUCGCACUUUCAGAGUCCAGGCAUAGAGGCCUUGUUCAGUUCUUAUUUCUGUAAAUUGCGGGCGAGGGGUAACAUACGUGCAUGCAUAGGUCAAUUUGUCUGCUUCUAGGAUGUAUAGCUUGUCGAGUCUCACCGUCUCACAUGUGUUUAUUUUCUUUUUCUUUCCUACUCUUCUCCUGACUGUGCUUUCGACCCUGCCCCGGGCGAUAAAACGUAUGGCGGCUGCAUGUGGCUCUAUGCACAAGUACUAUAGAUUGUCGUGCAGCAUCCUCGCGUUCACUGUACUCCUUGUCCGGAGCAGUACUAACUUGGGCGGGGGGUCUCUUAAGCACUAGUCUAGAUGCCAGUCCCCUCCUGCCACUUCUCUUUCCAUCACAAAUCGGUGCCUCUCUUCCCUGCCAUUGCUGAAUUAUGUACCUGGCACUAUCCACAGAGCACAGACCUACUAGUACCCCAUACCUGCCUGUGUGAAGCUGAAAACUGAAAGGCUGCCUCUGUUGGACUCACAAUUCUCCAG
Messenger RNA from Aspergillus heteromorphus CBS 117.55, 1546 nucleotides. Its product is annotated as actin-related protein 2/3 complex subunit 2. Gene Ontology annotation, biological process: Arp2/3 complex-mediated actin nucleation; actin filament polymerization. Gene Ontology annotation, cellular component: Arp2/3 protein complex; actin cytoskeleton. The transcript has 5 exons. NCBI's taxonomy places the organism in Eukaryota, Fungi, Ascomycota, Eurotiomycetes, Eurotiales, Aspergillaceae. Gene Ontology annotation, molecular function: actin filament binding; structural constituent of cytoskeleton. Bases 93 to 1055 code for a protein of 320 amino acids. The record is from RefSeq and is a predicted model, not a curated record.